Messenger RNA from Brugia pahangi, 2472 nucleotides. Lineage: Eukaryota; Metazoa; Nematoda; Chromadorea; Rhabditida; Onchocercidae. The record is from the annotation of a GenBank genome assembly.
AUGCUCUCUAAUGUGCUAACAUGCUGUAUAGAUCCGGAACAUGAUCGUUCCGGUGAAUCCGACAUGAAAUGUUACAAUUUUCAAGGUGACCAAAUUGGCGAUAUCAUCGGUGGCUUUAUUUCAGGUGGAGGAGGCGGCGGUAGCAGUAAUUCUCACAAUGCUGGUGGUGGUAUAAAUGUUGGUGAUAUUGCUGGUAUUAUUGGUGGCCUAUCUGGACCAGGUAGUAAAGGUCAGAAGAUUAGCGGCCUUAUAAGUGGAAUUGGGGGAUUAAUUGGCAAAAAAGGAGGAAAUUAUAGAGAUGGAGGUCCAAAUGUUGAUCCAAAUAAUUUAAGCGGCGGUAUGACAGAUGUUGUGAGCGGUCUUGUCGGGCAUUUAGCUCAUCGUUAUCUUAAUGUUGAUCCAGCUACGGGACGCAUAAUCGGUGCCAUUGCUGGCAAUUUUAUUUUCAAUCUUGGUGGCAAAGACAACAAGCUUGGAGCUGUGGGAAAAAUCGUUUUAGACAAUAUUAUCAGUGGUAAAUUCAAGCGAAAGGUUGAUCCAUAUAUACCACCAGAACCAUCACGACAUUUACGCCCACCAGUACCUGACAGAAGAGCGGACGAAGCACUUCAUUUUUACGCAGAACGAGAUCGUUGCCUUGCUAUGCGACAACUUUUCGAGGAUCCUCAGUUUCCUGCUAACGAUAAAAGCUUAUUCUUCAGCCGACGUCCACCCAAACAAAUCGAAUGGAGACGACCGGGAGAAAUAUGUGAGGAUCCACAGUUACUCUAUGAAGGACAUUCACGUUUCGACGUAGUACAAGGUGAAUUAGGCGACUGUUGGCUUCUAGCUGCAGCAGCAAAUCUUACAUUGAAAGAUGAGCUCUUUUAUCGAGUUGUGCCACCAGAUCAAAGUUUUACUGAAAAUUAUGCCGGUAUAUUUCACUUCCAAUUUUGGCAUUAUGGUGCAUGGGUUGACGUUGUCAUCGAUGAUCGUUUACCAACAUCUACCAGUGGUGAAUUAUUGUACAUGCAUUCCAGAGAUAACAACGAAUUUUGGAGUGCUCUUCUGGAAAAAGCAUAUGCGAAGCUUCAUGGUUCAUACGAAGCACUAAAAGGUGGUACAACAAGUGAAGCAUUAGAAGAUUUUACUGGUGGUUUGACAGAAUUUUUUGACCUCACACAACCUCCUAAACAUUUGAUGGAAAUGAUGAUGAGAGGUUUUGAAAUGGGUUCAUUGUUUGGAUGCAGUAUAGAAGCAGAUCCAAAUGAAUGGGAAGCACGGAUGCAUAAUGGUUUAGUCAAAGGUCAUGCAUAUAGUAUAACAGGAAUGAAGAUGGUGAAUGGACCACGUGGUAGUAUACCAUUACUACGUAUACGUAAUCCGUGGGGUAAUGAACAGGAAUGGAAUGGUGCAUGGUCCGACAAUUCAGCGGAAUGGAGGUCUAUUUCUCAGGAACAACGCGAUGAGAUGGGUUUGGUUUUUGCGCACGACGGAGAGUUUUGGAUGUCAUUCAAUGAUUUCGUGCGUUGUUUUGAAAAAAUGGAGAUCUGUAACUUGGGUCCAGAGGUUAUGGAUGAAGUUUAUCAAAUGACUGGUGUCCAGUCGUCACAGAAUGCCUGGGCAACAUAUACUCAUAAUGGCAUUUGGAUUGCAAAUGAAACAGCUGGUGGAUGCCGGAACUAUAUCCGGACAUUUGCAACGAAUCCUCAAUAUCGUAUCCAAGUAACAGAUUCGGAUCCAUAUGAUGAUGACAACCUAUGUACAGUGAUAAUUGCUGUGUUGCAAAAAUAUCGACGUGAGAUGAAACAUAUGGGUAUUGAGAAUUUAGCUAUAGGAUUUGCUGUUUAUGAUGUUGGGAGCUAUAAUGGACGUUUAACACGAGAAUAUUUCCAGCAACAUAAAUCAUGUGCUAGGAGUGCUGCGUUUAUUAAUUUACGAGAAAUAACAGGUCGUUUUCGAAUCCCACCGGGAAAUUACGUAAUCGUACCGUCAACAUUCGAACCGAAUGAAGAAGCGGAAUUUAUGCUUAGAGUUUACACAAAUGGUUUUAUUGAAUCAGAAUUGUCAUUUGUUCCUGUUUCCAGUCCAUCUUGUAUUUUACGGGGAAAAUCAAUUGGAAUUUUAUCCGUACCUGUCGUAUUUAUUGAUGUUAUUGGCUAUCCAGCAAGUAUUAUUGGAUCAUCAAUGGAGCCAACAUUAUAUGGUAGUAGCAAUAAAUGGUGGAAACGAGAUAUUGUUUGGUUAUCACGUUUUGGUUUACAAACACCAGAAAUUGGACAGAUUUACACGUUUAUCCCACCGAAUGAUCCUGAGACACGUCACAUCAAACGUAUCACUGCUAUGGAUGGUGACAUAAUCAGGCCAAAACGAGGACCAAGUUUUUUGGAAAUACCAACUGGUUGUUAUUGGAUGGAAUCUGACAAUCCUAAUAAUUAUUGCGAUAGUAGAUUGUAUGGUCCGGCAAGUUUUACAGCCCUUUUUUAUUUUUAA